UAUCAGGUGCAAGUAAACAUCAUAGAAUUCAUUUUGCAGAAAAUUCAAACAGCACAUCUUUCAUUGAAUGGGAUGAAGAUGAAAUACCAAGUUCUUUAAUGUUGAAAGGUGUUGAGCCACAAAGUACCUGUGAAUUGGAGGUGGAUGCAGUAGCUGCUGACAUUUUAAAUCAACUGGAUAUUGAAGCCCAGAUUGGCAGAAACCCUGGUUUGCAAGCUAUAUGGGAAGAUGAGAAGCAGCGACGGAGAGAGAAAUGUGAAUCUUCUCAGAUUAAGACACCAGAUUCACAAGACCGUGGAUUUGUGCCAGCAACAGAGAGUGAAAAAUAUUUUCAGAAGAGACUUAAAGAAAUCCUCAAGCAAAAUGACUUCUCUGUAACGUUGUCAGGAUCAGUGGACUACAGUAAUGGAUCAGAGGAGUUCUCUGCUGAGCUAACACUACAUUCUGAGGUACUUUCUCCUGAAGCCUUUCAGUGUACACCAGCUAAUAUGGUAGAAGUGCAUAAAGAUAAAAAGAUGAACAAAGAAUCUAAUAGGAUGCAUACUGAUAAAGAAGAGGAAGCACUUAUUAAUGAAGAAGCAAUUUUAAACAUUGUGGAGAAUAGUCAGAGUUUUCAUCAUUUGUCUCAAAGACUGAGUCAGACUACAGUUUUUAUGAACAGUAGUGCUGAUGAGGCCAUGAUUGAUCUAUUGGCUGGUUUGGAGAGUGAUGGCUAUCAGAUGGGACAUCACAAAACACUCUCUCACCAUCAUUCUCUUGGAAGCUGUCGAAAUUCUCAGAACAGUGAUGAUGAAGAAAAUGAGCCACAGCGCGAGAAAGAGGAAAUGGAACUUAGCUUGGUAAUGUCGCAAAGGUGGGACAGUAGCAUUGAAGAGCCUGGGCCAAAAAGGAGGUCAGCUGGCAAAAAUAUGCAUCGAAGUUCAACAGAAGAGGAUUCAUCUUCAGAGGAAGAAAUGGAGUGGAGUGGUAGCAAUAUGCUCCUAACUAAUCUCUCUAUACCUCAGUUAGAUGGGACUGCAGAUGAAAAUGGUGACAAUCCUUUGAAUAAUGAAAGUUCUCGAACUCACUCCUCCGUCAUUGCAACAAGCAAAAUGUCUGUAAAGACCUCAAUCUUUCACAAAGAUGCUGCUACACUAGAACCCCCGUCUUCUGCUAAAAUUACUUUUCAGUGUAAACACACAAGUGCCCUUUCUAACCACGUUUUGAAUAAUGAAGAUUUAGUAGAAGACCUCUCGCAACCAAACACGGAAACAAGACCUGAACUUUCAGUCCAUUCUCUUACAAAAGAAAGCACUUACACAGCAAAGUACCCAACAUCAUUCAGCAAUAGUACCCAUGCAGAAAACUCACAUAAAGAGAGUAACAAGAAAGAUACCCUCCCAGUUCCUUCAUGUGAAAAUAAUAUUUUUGAGUAUGAAGAUGAUAUUUCAUCAGUGAGCAGACAAAUACCUAGCAGGAAGUAUACUAGCAUCAGAAAAGCUGAAAAGGAUGUCUCUUUUAUGCAUGUGGGCCGCCACAUUGGUGACAGCAUGUUGAAUAAAAACUCUUUUAACUUUUCUGAUUUGGGCCACUCUGGCCACUCCAAAGGUAAAAUGUCCUCUGAAGUAAAUGAAAAAUCCAGCAGUGCAAGUAUAAAUAGUUUUUUUCCAGCAACAGUUACAGAAAAUUGUGAAUUGGUGUCUUGUUCAGGAGGCAGUCGAACUGUGGUACAUGCACUUGAAAAUAACACUGAUGAAGGUGGCCUUAAUAAGCUUAAAAUUAGGUAUGAAGAAUUUCAGGAGCAUAAGGCAGAAAAGCCAAGCCUCAGUCAACAAGCAGCACAUUAUAUGUUCUUUCCUAGUGUUGUUCUUUCUAAUUGUCUCAGCCGACCACAAAAGUUAGCUCCUGUAACAUAUAAAUUACAGCAAGGCAACAAACAGUCCAGGCUGAAGCUGAAUAAAAAGAAACAUAGUUUUAUCAAUCAUCAGGAGCCUGCAACUGUAAAUGAUGUUGUAUCAGUGAAGGAAAGCUGCUAUACACAAGGUAAUGCUUGUAGUAAUAUUCCUGAUAAGGACAGUGCUUUACCUAGUGACUUAGUCCAAGUUCCUCUUGAGGCUUUUGAAAACAAAAUGCCUACAAGUACUGCUAAUUGUAAUGACUGCCAGAUUGGAGAUGGAUCUCUUGAAACUGAGCAGUCAUUUGGAUUAUGUGGGAAUAAAUACACACUUCGAACUAAACGGAAGGUAAAUUAUGAGACUGAAGACAGUGAAUCAAGCUUUGUCGCACACAACUCAAAAAUUAAUCUACCUCAACCAAUAGAAAGUGUUGAAAGUUUGGAUGGGUCUCAGAAGUCUCGAAAACGUAGAAGACUUUCUAAAAAAUUGCCACCUGUUAUUAUUAAAUAUAUUAUCAUCAAUAGAUUUAGAGGGAGAAAAAAUAUGCUUGUUAAACUAGGGAAAGUAGAUUCUAGUGAGGAAAGAGUAGUACUCACAGAGGAAAAGAUGAAUUUAUAUAGAAAGCUUGCACCUUUAAAAGACUUUUGGCCAAAAGUUCCUGACUCUCCUGCAACCAAAUAUCCUAUUUAUCCACUAACACCAAAGAAAAGUCACAAAAGGAAAGCAAAACAUAAGUCCACCAAGAAAAAAGCUGGAAAACCGCAAAAAACAGGUAGUAAAAAUAUUAAAAGAACUUUAUCUUUCAGGAAAAGGACUCAUACAAUUCUUUCUCCUCCUUCACCGUCAUAUAAUGCUGAAGCUGAAGACUGUGACUAUAACUAUAGUGAUGUUAUGUCUAAAUUAGGUUUUCUUUCUGAGAGAAGCACAAGCCCAGUAAACACAUCCCCACCUCGUUGCUGGUCUCCCACUGAUCCAAAAGCAGAAGAAAUCUUGACCAACAUGGAUAGAGAAGCUUUACAUACUAGAGUCCCUAAUAUGUACAACAGCAAGGCUGUUAAUUCUAGUGUAGGAAAAAAUAGUAGAGCAAAAACUCAGGUUAAGAAAUGUAAAAAGAAAUUUGCUGGCCCCACUGUAUCAACCAAGAAAAAGAAAAAGAUGAAUCAGGCUGAUAAAACAGCAGAUGAUGGAAAGAAGAAACCUAGAACAAAGCAAAGACAGAAAACAACAGAAAAAGUGUCCUCAAGAAAGCGCAUGGUAUUUAAAGAUGAAAAAGGAAACACUCACUCUACCACAGAAGUGAAGUUUGUGCUGAAACGUCAAGAUCUACCUGAGAUUUCUUACAGCGCACAGCCACUUCAUAAUCCGAAAGAUGGUCCUAUUCCUGGCUAUCCAGCAGGAUAUCUACCAUCGGCACAGCUCCCUUCAGGAGCUGAUGCACAAGGUAAUUCGUCAGGCUGUUUUCAUUCAUUGAUGGAAAUUGAUAAGCCUGUAGAUGCACAGUGUUUACCUGCUCCUCGAGAAGAUCCUCAUUCAUCUCUCGUGUCUACUCCUCCAGCAUCUGGAAGGGAAGUACCAAAAAUGAGCUCUCAAAGGCCUAGGACUCAAAAUGCUGUAUUUAGAAUGAAGGAACCUGCUCUCAUUAAAAACAUAUUUGACCCAUCUAAUCACUCAACUCAGGUAACACAGAAUGUGCGCAUCUCUAAAGAUAAGACUUCUGUAAAAGCAGAAGAGAUAAAAAAUUUGCAAAAUAGGUAUUUACCGUCAGCUGGAAAAUUAAAUGAAGCUCGUGACUCUUUGGAUGCAACAAAGAUGGAUCAGUUGCAUGCCACUAACUAUUUGCAUUGUAAAGACAAUAAUCAACAGCAGAUUUUUUGUUUACCAGAGGCUUCCAAGCAUUCUGAUCCUUGUUCUUCUAUUCUUAAGUCAUCUGAGGAAAGCCCUGGGCCUCUUCAGUUGCCUAAGAACUGUUUUGUAACCUCUUUGAAGAGUCCAGUGAAACAGUUAAAUUGGGAUCAAAACCAGAGAGGAUUUAUUUUCGACAUGUCACAUUUUAAACCUGAAACGGUAAAACAGAAACCUCUUUCAGAAACAACCAUGCAGCCAAAACCCAUCUCUCAGUAUAAAAACAGGACUAUAGUGGCCCCGUCAGUGUUCAGUGAAGGACAGUCUGGCCUCGCUGUUCUGAAAGAGUUGCUCCAGAAGAGGCAGCAGAAAGCUCAGAAUGCAAAUGUUACACAAGAAUCAUUACCGGUUAAAACACAGCUGAGCAGAAGUACGCCGUGCCCCGUGGAACAGAAUAAAGCAGUCAAAAGGUCACGGACAGUCACAUCGCCUAGAAAAGCACGUGCUCCCAGGAAUACAAAACCUAAAGAAAAAUCAGCAAAACUUUCCAAAAUGGAGUCCUUAAGCCAGCAGGUCUCUAGUCGCAUCGAUCAUUCUGUUUCUGAUGACAGCCCCAUUUUUUUUUCAGACCCUGGUUUUGAAAGCUGUUACUCGCUAGAAGAUAGCUUGUCUCCAGACCAUAAUUACAACUUUGAUAUUAAUACUAUAGGGCAAACUGGAUUUUGUAGUUUUUACUCUGCAAGCCAGUUUGUCCCAGCAGAUCAAAAUUUGCCCCAGAAAUUUUUGAGUGAUGCAGUUCAAGAUCUUGGUUCUGGACAAACAACAGAAAAUGACUUUCUGUAUCAUAAUGACCAAAAAUCUGAUGAAGAAAAACAGCAUUCGUCAAGCACAAGUAAGUGGAUAAGAUCUGGUUCUCUGAGCCCUGAGCUUUUUGAGAAAACGUCACUGGAUAAUAACGAGAACCACUGCCAUAGCCAAUGGAGGAAAAAUGUUCAUCCUUCAGCUUCUAGAUCUAACUCUGUCGAUACCUCUUGUACGCAAGAGACAGAGGUUUGUUUAAAUGAAAAGUUCAAAUUGAAUAGAAGUACGGUAAAUAAGGAGAGAUUUCUUAACCUUCCUCAGCCAACCAGCUCAGACUGGAUUCAGAGCCACAUGAGAAAAGAAACCACUUUUGAACCCUGUCAACCACUUGAUUCUGUUAAUACCUCCUUUGCAUCCAUAUUGUCUUCUCCUGAUGGUGAACUUAUAGACGCAGCCUCAGAGGAUUUAGAAUUAUAUGUUUCGAGAAACAACGAGGCAUUAACUCCAACUCCAGAUAGUUCACCAAGGUCUACCAGUUCUCCCUCACAAUCAAAGAAUGGAAGUUUUACACCUCGUACUGCUCACAUUCUUAAGCCGCUCAUGUCCCCACCCAGCCGUGAAGAAAUCAUGGCAACUUUGCUGGAUCAUGAUCUCUCAGAAACAAUUUAUCAGGAACCAUUUUGCAGUAAUCCUUCCGAUGCUCCAGAAAAGCCAAGGGAGAUUGGAGGACGGCUUCUCACAGUAGAAACUAGACUUCCAAAUGACCUGCUUGAGUUUGAGGGAGACUUCUCAUUAGAAGGCCUACGACUCUGGAAGACUGCGUUUUCAGCAAUGACAGAAGGUCCUAGACCAGGGUCACCUCCUCAUUACGGUCACUCUACUGUUAAUAAAAGAGAAAGUAAUAGCCAUAAAACUAGUGAAGACAAAAAAAUAGUUAUAAUGCCAUGCAAGUGUGCUCCAAGCCAGCAACAAGUUCAGAUAUGGCUUCAUGCCAAAGAAGAGUAUGAACAUUUCAAGAAAUUGCCUAAGAAUCAUCCUGCUGAGCUGGAAAAGGCAGCUGAGAAUUUCAGCUCCACGGUAUUGUCUGGAGAGAAACCUAAAGAAGUAGUAAAAGCAGCUAAAGAUUUAAAUUUGUCAAGCCUGGAAGAUGAAAGACCUGUUGUGCCUACAAAGGAUUCUCCUGCUUCUGUGGCAGAUCCUACAAAAAUACAAACCAAGGAAAUGUGUGAUAAGUCUGUAAGUACUAUAGGAAAUUCUAUAAAUAUUAAAAGUGACAUAGAUUCCAAUAAAACUCCAUCUGAAAGCAAGAUGCUUACUCCUUCAACACUAGAACGGGAUAAGGAGGAGGAGGAAGAAGAUUAUUAUGUCAAUUAUAGUUCACCAGAUUCUCCAGUGCUUCCACCUUGGCAACAAGUAGCAUCUCCAGAUCCCAAGCAGUCCAAUGCAGAAGAUGCAGAGUGGAAAAGUCAGGAUGUUAUUUUGUCUUCUGUGGAAGAAAAUGAUGUAGCACUUGUUGGAAGUGCACAAAAUUCUCCGUCCACCCAAGAGGAUAUUAAGAUGACUUUUGACAUGUCUCCAUUUCCACUUAGUGAAGAUCCUGGAAAUUCUGAAUCCGUUUGCUUACAUAGUACACCCAUCAUGCAAAGAAAAAAUAGUGAUGGAAUACCUGAAGUUUUGGGGUUUACUCCUUUAUCAACAGAACCAAAAACCCAGAAACUGUGUCAUAAGAGAGGAAGUAAUGCUGAUGGUCUUCGAAGAGUACUUCUAACCUCACAAAUGAAGAAUCAGUUUGCUGCCCUUGGUGCUCCAAAGAUAGAGUCUUCUGAGAUUGAAGGACCAUCUUUAAAUAACACUUACGGUUUUAAAGUCAGUGUGCAAAACCUGCAAGAAGCAAAAUCUCUACAUGAGGUAAUUUACAUUAUGU
This is a messenger RNA of Cygnus atratus (black swan), 6441 nucleotides long. Its product is annotated as DNA polymerase zeta catalytic subunit-like. The record is from RefSeq and is a predicted model, not a curated record. Gene Ontology annotation, biological process: error-prone translesion synthesis; double-strand break repair via homologous recombination. Lineage: Eukaryota; Metazoa; Chordata; Aves; Anseriformes; Anatidae. Gene Ontology annotation, molecular function: DNA-directed DNA polymerase activity. The annotation marks the transcript as partial. Gene Ontology annotation, cellular component: nucleus; zeta DNA polymerase complex. The transcript is spliced from 12 exons.